Monodelphis domestica (gray short-tailed opossum) is the source of this 1290-nucleotide messenger RNA. RefSeq names its product ribonuclease T2 (gene RNASET2). The record is from RefSeq and is a predicted model, not a curated record. Gene Ontology annotation, molecular function: ribonuclease T2 activity; RNA binding. NCBI's taxonomy places the organism in Eukaryota, Metazoa, Chordata, Mammalia, Didelphimorphia, Didelphidae. Gene Ontology annotation, biological process: RNA catabolic process. Gene Ontology annotation, cellular component: extracellular region.
AGGAUUUUUUUUUUUUUGUCCUGGGGCAAAACUGAAUUUAGAGAGAAGGCGGAGCUAGUCAGAAUCACGUGCCUGAAGUGGCCCAGGGGGCGGGUUGGAGUCCGGAGAGCUUGGUCUGUUUACGGAAACCCUGCAGCGGAGGGGGUCUCCUGCUGCUGCGGACUUCAGGCUGUGGCUUUCCCCAAGUCAGGAUUUAAUACAAUGAAGCCAGAAACAUCUCGUAUGUUCAUUCUGAGUUCCCUUUGUUUAGCUUUUUAUUGUUUGUGUACUGCUGACAAAUUCUACAAUAGUGGCAACCAUGAGUGGAAAAAGUUGAUUAUGGUUCAUCACUGGCCUACAACUGUGUGCAAGGAAAUUGAAAAUGACUGCAGAGAUCCCCCUAAUUACUGGACAAUCCAUGGACUCUGGCCUGAUAAAGCUUCAGAAUGUAACCGAUCAUGGCACUUUGAUUUAGAUGAGAUCAAGGAUCUUUUACCUGACAUGAAACAUUUCUGGCCUGAUGUAAUCCAUCCAUCUCCUAAUCGCAGCCAGUUCUGGAAGCAUGAGUGGGAGAAACAUGGAACCUGUGCAGCCCAGUUGGACUCUCUAAAUUCUCAAAAAAAAUACUUCAGUAAAUGUCUGGAGUUUUAUAAAGAUAUUGACCUCAAUAGUAUACUCCUGAAGUUGGGGAUAGAGCCAGAAAUUUCAUACUACCAAAUUGAAGACAUUAAGAAUGCCCUUGUAAGCGUAUAUGGAGUAGAACCAAAAUUGCAGUGCCUGCCACCAGAAGAGGAAGAAGAAAUACAAAUACUUGGUCAAAUUGAAUUCUGUUUCACCAAAGAUCUACAGUUGAUAAAUUGUACUGACCCAAAGGUAUAUGCUCCCUUCCUGCAAGAUGCAUUGUUGACUGAUGAGACUCCCAUGAGUCUUGGACUCUAUGUCUGUAAAGAUGGCCCAGUUUUCUAUCCCCCUCCAGAAAAGACCCACCUUUGAUAAUUUGGAGGAUUAGAAAUAAAUAUACUGUGACAAAACAGUCCAACCAAAUACAUGUUUAUGUUUUAAAUUUAGUUCACAUUCCUAGUGUGUUACAAAGGAAAUAGAGAAGAAAGAAUAUAUCACAAAUCUGAAAAGCUACUUUUUAAAAAGAUAAAGUAUACAAAGUUUGUGUUUGCUUUCUUAACAAGAAGAAUGGUUUAGAAACAAAAAAGGGUUUAUAAAAGUCUUAGCAAAUUAUGUUUAUAUUUGCUAUGUGAUAAUUUGGUCAGUUAAUGUAGAGUGUUUUCCUCCCAGAAUAAAUGGGACCUUUAGUCA